AUGGGGUAUGCCAUACCCUUUAUUACAUUUCCUCAGAAUGCGUUUUUCGACAAUAACCAUUCAGCACUUACGCACGCUGAUUUUGUUUUGAAGGCUAUUCAAGAGCUCAUUUUGUCAGGUUCAGUUGUUCAAGUUUCUAGUCCUCCUCAUGUUGUCAAUCCCUUGUCUGUUUCCAUACAGAGUUACGGCAAGAAGAGGUUGAUUUUAGACCUCAGGCAUGUCAAUAAACAUAUCUGGAAAGAAAAGUUUAAGUUUGAGGAUAUUAGAAACGCUUGUGUUUAUCUUCCUUCCGAUCAUCUCAUGUUUAAAUUUGAUCUCAAAUCUGGCUACCACUAUAUUGAUAUUUUGCAGGAUCAUCAAACUUUUUUAGGGUUUUCUUGGGUUGUUAAUGGCGUAAGGAAAUAUUUUGCGUUUACAGUACUCCCUUUUGGGCUCUCCUCAGCUCCUUAUAUUUUCACUAAGGUUGUUCGUGUUCUCGUCCGAUAUUGGAGAAGUCAUGCUGUGAGAAUAACAGUUUACCUUGAUGACGGGCUUGGUUCCGCCCGUGAUUUCGCUCGCUGCGAAGCUGCUUCAUUAUUUGUUAAGACUUCGCUUCAGCUUUCUGGUUUCCUGCCUAAUGACAGUAAAUCGAUUUGGCAACCAACUUCUUGUUUAGUCUGGUUGGGUUAUUGUAUUGAUUUAGCCGUUCAUACUAUUUUCAUUCCUUCGGUUAGGAUUCUCAGUGUCGUACAGGUUAUUGAUUCAAUUCGUUCUCAGUAUCCUUCUAGUACUGCUAGAAAAUUGGCUCAGUUUGUUGGUAAGGUUAUCUCUAUGGGUUUCGUCUUUGGUAACAUUACUCGUAUUAUGACAAGGUAUUCUCAUUUGGAUAUUUUAAGAAGCCCUACAUGGGAUGAAAAAAUUUCCCUGUCGGGUUCAACUCUGAAGGAAUUAUGUUUUUGGAAAGAGAACAUUCCUUCCCUAAAUAGUAGGCGCCUCUUGUCUACACACAGUUCCAUUAUUCCCGUGUGUGUUAUUCCGAUGCGAGUUCUACAGGCUGCGCCAGUUAUAUGUUAG
This is a messenger RNA of Porites lobata, 1053 nucleotides long. The record is from the annotation of a GenBank genome assembly. NCBI's taxonomy places the organism in Eukaryota, Metazoa, Cnidaria, Anthozoa, Scleractinia, Poritidae.